AUGUUGAAAAGGUGUGUGCUUGAACAUAGAUUCAGUUUGCUGGCUUUUUCUCGAUUGAACAGAAAACAACAAAAUAGGUUCUUAUGGAAAUUUACCCAUGUUUAUAUGCCUGAAAGAACUCCGGAUGGACUUUUACAACGUCCACCAACCGAUCAUCAGGAUUUUACAAAAUAUGAGGCAAUUGAGGACCCGCAAUAUCAACAACCAGCUCCUCCAUUAAAAAUGAUUUUAUUAGAGGACGUUGAUGAUGUUGGUGAUAAAUUCGAAAUUCUUGAAUUGUCUGACAAUCUGGCUCGCAAACUCUAUUUAACCAAAAAAGCAGCUUAUGCCUCUCCGUUCGAUUUGGAAUAUUAUGGAAAAAAGAAAGAGGAAUUUUUGGCACAGAAAGAUACUAGAAUAGCCAAAAUGCCUAGAGAUUUGGCCAAAAUAGCUUCCAAAAUUUCAGCGACGGUUCUUUAA
Molecule: messenger RNA, 459 nt
Organism: Meloidogyne enterolobii
Lineage: Eukaryota; Metazoa; Nematoda; Chromadorea; Rhabditida; Meloidogynidae
Source: the annotation of a GenBank genome assembly